AUGGACUCCCCACACUCUACAAACCGUGGCCGUGCACCACCCCCACCACCACGUCCUUCCUCCUCAGCAGACCAAUCGAGACGCACAAUACCUGCACCACCACCUCCAGUACGAAAUGGAGCCCCAUCUUCACCAUCAAUGUCCCAUUCCAUGAACUCGCCCCAUGUACGCAUGUCGACUAUUCCUGUCCAGUCAAGCUUUCACAGCUUGGAUAUAGAGAUCCCAGAGCCCCCAUUGACCGAAGCGGGUCGAUGGACUUUCCAUUCACAAAGGGAAUUGCCACCACCACCAGCUUUUGAGAAGAAACUUCGGCGUUAUCCCACAGGCGCAGAGACAGGCUGCUCCAUUCCCAUUGACCUAUCUCAUUUGUUGGCUUACAAUUAA
Messenger RNA from Phycomyces blakesleeanus NRRL 1555(-), 384 nucleotides. RefSeq lists its product as hypothetical. The record is from RefSeq and is a predicted model, not a curated record. NCBI's taxonomy places the organism in Eukaryota, Fungi, Mucoromycota, Mucoromycetes, Mucorales, Phycomycetaceae. Bases 1 to 384 code for a protein of 127 amino acids. The transcript has 2 exons.